AUGCGCGCCAGUCCGUCCGAUGGCCGACGAAAAUGCGCGCCAGUCCGUCAGAUGGCCGACGAAAAUGCGCGCCAGUCCGUCCGAUGGCCGACUGGUUCCGACCGUACGGUCGACCAAAUAUUUUUUCUCGAUCUUUUCAUUUUCUCCCACUCUGAAAACCUUCUAACCACGAUUUUGAGAGUUUUUAUCGUGGAAAAUCUGAAAACGGCCGGAGAAAAAUCGAAUCAGUACGGUGACAAGUGUUCUGGCCGACGAAAAUGCGCGCCAGCCCGUCCGUCAUGA
Molecule: messenger RNA, 282 nt
Organism: Microthlaspi erraticum
Lineage: Eukaryota; Viridiplantae; Streptophyta; Magnoliopsida; Brassicales; Brassicaceae
Source: the annotation of a GenBank genome assembly